CCUGUUUAUUUUCACAGCCAAGUCCUGGAGUGUCCGAGAGGACAGUUUAUCAACAGCCAGCUGGGAAGGGAGGGGCGGUUUUUCCUCCCGAUGGCCAAACAAGCUAGCAGCAAGGAGAAAUUCCCCACAGUAGGCAGCAAAACUCUGCUCAUGUCUAUGCUGGGGGGCCUGGGUAGCAAUUUCAGCCUCUGUUUGGAGAAAGAGAGCCUCCUCACUUCACGGGGAUUCUAAGAUGAUGGACAGCACCUGGGUUUCCCCAAGCUCUCAGGAGGCAAGACGGGAAUGCAGAACCUGUGGAAGGGGAAAGGACAGAUCUGCGCAUCCCUUUACUACUUUUCUGGCUUCCACCUGGAAGGAUGAAGGUUUGCCGGUUUUGUUUCAAGUUCCGGAUGUCUCAUCGAAGGCCAGGAAGAACCAGCAUGACCUCAUGUCACUCAGACAUAAGAGGCUGAGCUCCGCAUGUCAAGGAAAAAAAAUGGUACAACCAGGAACUGUGAUCAAUCCAGAUUAUCUGAAACUAUCCUUUGAGAAUUUUGUGAGCCAAAGAAUGAUGAAUCUUCAUCAAUGCAGAUCCCAGACUGAACCUAAACCUUCCCGUGAGAACAUGGCAACAGGUAUUCAGAAAUGUUGGCUGAGUUCCUGGCUCUUAUGUGGCCAAAGUGGAAUCAAGAGCCUAGAACUGAGAACAUCCACACAAUGGAAGCUCCCCACUCGGCUGUUAUCUGGACUGUGACCACCUCGUAAAGAAGACACCAGGUGAUAAGCGUGCACAGCUAGCUAGAGUAGCUUUCAGGGUUAUCUGUGUCAGUCACACCCUCACUCAGGGGUUCCCUUGGUCCUGGAUUUUUUCAGACCUGCCUUAUAAAGGACUAAAUCACACACACACACACACACACACACACAUACACAUACCUGUCCUUCCGUCAGCAAGAACAUUUAUUUUCUGACCUUAGAGGACAGUGUAACAAGAUGCUUUUCAUUAAUUCCUUAGCCCUGAGGGUGAACUUCAAUUAGCAAUAGAGGAGCUAGCCGUGGAGUGGCUCUUGCCCACAGAGUGCAACGUAGGGUAGCAACCUGGGAGGUGGAGCUGCAGGAACAGUGGUUGCACAAUUGACUAGAAGCUGAAGCUUGUGGACCUCCUGUUGGCUCUAGUUGUGUGGGGGUUUGGUCUCCAUGUUUCUACUUUCAA
This is a messenger RNA of Marmota monax (woodchuck), 1189 nucleotides long. RefSeq names its product chromosome unknown C1orf105 homolog (gene CUNH1orf105). The record is from RefSeq and is a predicted model, not a curated record. The transcript has 6 exons. NCBI's taxonomy places the organism in Eukaryota, Metazoa, Chordata, Mammalia, Rodentia, Sciuridae. Bases 233 to 733 code for a protein of 166 amino acids.